CGUCCCGCGAGAUUUAGUCGAUAUUGUGCGGCUAAAGAGCGAGGUUGAAGCAAAACGUUCCAAGAAAGAUAUACGGCUAAACUAGUGCAGUAGUCCAAGGGAUCCAGAAUACCACCAGUAUGUUAGCCUCAGUUGCCGCCCGUCUGGCGCUGUUCGCUGUGAUAAGCGCCCAGACUCUGCAGCUCCUCCAGGCUGCUCCGUUCCCAGGAAUCGAGAAUGCUGCCUUCACCAGUCAAGAUUUAUUGGCCGAGGCAUCGGCGCCCGUUGUUAGCCAGGUCCACGUCCAGCACAAUCGGCAUCGUCGCCAUCAUGAGGAGGGCAAUUACCACGGGCACAGACACCACAAGCGGCACUGGGAUCACCAUUUUCCGGGUCCGGACUGCCAUCACCCUGGCGGAUUCGGGUUUGAAUUUGAGCACGGAGGACCACCUUCCCAUGGUCACCACCACAGAUUCGAGCCACAUGACUUGCAGCCGUUUCCAAAUGCCUUUGGCGCUCCAGACUAUGAGGAGCACCAGCGUCCCUUUAAAGCCCCAUUGGAGCCCUUUAACGAAAACAAAGGGGGAUCUAAGGAGCUCCCAAGGCAACCCAGCUCAAGCAGCGUAGCUCCACCACCCGCAGCUCAAGCACCCACAGCUCCAGUUACUCCUUCCUCAACCACCACCACGACAACCACCAGCACCACCAGGUCGACCACCUUGGCACCCACCUCUUCCAGCACCGGAGAGGCACCCUUGGCCAUCGACAUACGCAUCGGCUGACGACCUAGACCUAAGAUUCCAUUCUAUCUUAUACAUUAAAGUGACAUUAAAGUUGCUAGCCAAACCACAA
Molecule: messenger RNA, 831 nt
Organism: Drosophila yakuba
Lineage: Eukaryota; Metazoa; Arthropoda; Insecta; Diptera; Drosophilidae
Product: histidine-rich glycoprotein
Exons: 4
Coding region: 120-761 (213 amino acids)
Source: RefSeq, a predicted model, not a curated record